ACGUGGGCUGAUGGUGAAGUCAAGAUGGCUGCGAACCUCAGGCAGAGGAAAGAGCCUGCAGUAGGAAGGCCGUGAAUGAAGUUUUCAAUAGAAAAUCCUUCGUCGCUUCCCGAUCACACUGAAACCAUCGUGCUGUUGGAGUUGCGAUCAGCCCGUGGAGGACUUAAAACAUUCACAAACAGCAACAGAAUAACAAACAACUGAGGAUAAAGUCUCGUAUGAAUUCCGACGAGAAGGAGGACUGUGAGUGUGCGCCACCACAGGCCGAGACUAGCCCCGCCAGAGGACCUGAUAGAGAAUACGAGGAGCCUGAAAUAGAAAACCCAGAAGCAAGCCGAAUGAAGCGAGCCGCUGCCAAACAUCUAAUAGAGCGCUAUUACCACCAGUUAACGGAGGGCUGUGGGAAUGAGUCUUGCUCCAACUCAUGGUGUGCCUCGUCAGUCGGCUUCAACCGCAUGGAUAACAAUGCAGCGGCGGUCAAAGCCCUGGAGCUCUACAAGGUCAACGCCAAGCUGUGCGACCCACACCCCUCGAAGAAAGGCACUGCUUCUGCCUACCUGGAGAGCAGCGCUCACAGCAACUCAGCCUGCAGCAACAGAAAGAUGAACCACAAAGAUGUCCACUCUGUACGAGACAAUUUCAAAGAUGUAAAUUACCUAACAGAGGAGAAGGUGUAUGAGAUCUUGGACAUGUGUGGCGAGAAGGAGGAUUACUCCCCCCUGAUCCGGGUAAUAGGUCGGGUUUUCUCCAGUGCUGAGGGUCUGGUGCAGAGCUUCCGGAGGUCCAAACCUCAUACCAAGGAGGAGCUAAAGUCUCUCCAAGGUAAGGAUGAGGACAAAGAUGAGGAUGAGAAGGAGGCAGCCGCCUGCUCUGCUACAGCUAUGGAGGAGGACUCCCCCACCUCAUCUUCGUCAUCUCGGCUCGGAGAGGGCUCCUCAGGGGAAAACGAUGUCCAAAAGCUCGCCCCUGAUGAGGUGUCAGUGGACAUUGAAGCUGUGCGGCGCGUCUACGAGCGCCUCCUGUCCAAUGAGAAGAUAGAAGCCGCCUUCUUGAAUGCACUGGUCUACCUCUCACCUAACGUAGAGUGUGACCUGACGUACCACAAUGUGUAUUCACGAGACCCAAACUACCUGAACCUGUUUGUUAUAGUGAUGGAAAACAGCAACCUUCACAGCCCAGAGUACCUGGAGAUCGCUCUCCCGCAGUUCUGUAAGGCCAUGAGCAAACUCCCGCUGGCAGCUCAGGCCAAACUUGCCCGCUUGUGGUCGCAUUACAGCGCCGAGCAGAUCCGGCGCAUGGUGGAGACCUUCCAGCAGCUCAUUACCUACAAGGUGAUCAGCAACGAGUUCAACAGCCGCAACCUGGUCAACGAUGAUGACGCGGUGGUGGCGGCCACCAAGUGCUUGAAGAUCGUCUACUAUGCAAACGUGCUGGGGGGCGACCUCGACAUGGAGCAUAACGAGGAAGAGGAUGAGGAGCCCAUUCCGGAGUCCAGCGAGCUCACCCUGCAGGAGCUGCUGGGUGAGGAGCGACGGAACAAGAAGGGCCCUCGGGUGGACCCGCUGGAGACGGAGCUGGGAAUCCGCACCAACGAUUGCCGGCGGCCACUUAUUCCCUUCGAGGAGUUUGUAAACGAGCCUCUGAACGAGGUGUUGGAAAUGGACAAGGACUACACUUUCUUCAAGGUGGAAACUGAAAACAAGUUCUCCUUCAUGACCUGCCCCUUCAUCCUGAACGCCGUCACCAAGAACCUGGGUCUGUACUACGACAACCGCAUCCGCAUGUACAGCGAACGGCGCAUCACUGUGCUCUACAGCCUGGUGCAGGGUCAGCAGCUCAACCCUUACCUGAGGCUCAAAGUGCGCAGAGACCACAUCAUUGAUGAUGCUCUGGUCAGGCUGGAAAUGAUAGCAAUGGAGAAUCCUGCAGACUUGAAGAAGCAGCUGUAUGUGGAGUUUGAAGGCGAGCAAGGUGUUGAUGAAGGAGGUGUUUCCAAAGAGUUCUUUCAGCUGGUGGUGGAGGAGAUCUUCAACCCAGAUAUUGGCAUGUUCACAUAUGACGAGCGCACCAAACUGUUUUGGUUCAACCCGUCAUCGUUUGAAAAUGAGGGCCAGUACACUCUGAUUGGCAUCGUCCUUGGUUUGGCCAUCUAUAACAACUGUAUCCUGGACGUCCACUUUCCUAUGGUGGUCUACAGGAAGUUGAUGGGCAAGAAAGGAACGUUCAGGGACUUAGCUGAUGCCAACCCGGUUCUGUACCAGAGUCUGAAGGAGCUGCUGGAGUACGAGGGCAGCGUGGAGGACGACAUGAUGAUCACUUUCCAGAUUUCUCAGACAGACCUGUUUGGGAACCCACUCAUGUACGAUUUAAGGGAAAAUGGGGACAAGAUUCCAGUCACAAAUGAAAACAGAAAGGAAUUCGUCGCACAGUACUCGGAGUACAUGCUGAACAAAAGUGUGGAGAAACAGUUCAAAGCCUUCAGGAGAGGCUUCCACAUGGUCACCAACGAGUCGCCGCUCAAAUACCUGUUCAGACCUGAGGAAAUCGAGCUCCUCAUCUGUGGAAGCAGGAACCUAGAUUUCCUAGCACUUGAAGAAACAACAGAAUAUGAUGGCGGUUAUAACAGAGAUUCUCGAAUCAUCAAGGAGUUUUGGGAGACAUUGCACUCAUUCGGUGAGGAGCAGAAGCGCCUCUUCCUGCAGUUCACCACCGGCACUGACAGAGCACCCGUGGGUGGGCUGGGCAAGCUGAAGAUGAUCAUUGCUAAGAACGGCCCUGACACAGACAGGUUACCGACGUCUCACACUUGCUUUAAUGUGCUGCUGCUGCCUGAGUACAGCAGCAAGGAGAAGCUGAGGGAGAGACUGCUGAAAGCCAUCACCUAUGCCAAAGGGUUUGGCAUGCUCUGAGCCCCUGUUCCAAAACAGACUCCUUCUCAGAAAGCCCAUCAAACCCUGCCCUGCCCUUCCUGUAUCAGACACAAUCUAAAAGGUGACAAAAGACAGACCAGAGUAUGUUUUGAGGAAAAGCAAGUCAAUAAUGAAAGAGGACAAAUGGUUCUAAUAGAGCGCUCUAGUAGUUCUGCUACUGUGCCUGCAUCAUCCCACAUCAGUCAGUGUAAGCACAGAGACCUCCUGAAGUACCCACUCCCACAUCCACAUUAUGUGAAUGUGCUGCAGCCUCCCCUUCUUUUUUUUUUUCUAUGUACAGAGAGGAUCAUUUUCCUUAUUAUUUAUUUUAAGGUUAAAAUGGGUUAUUUUUCAUGCCUGCCUGUUGUGAUAGCUUCCCUACUUGGGGAAGGGGGAGGGUUAAUAUUAAAUAAUGUAAAUUUGGGAUGACACCAUAACAAGUCAAUAUAAACCCUGUUUAUUGAACAAAAACAUGUCAAAGUAACCCUCGACUCUUGUCCACAGACAGAGAAUCUAGUUUUAGAGUAGUCUUUACUGCAAAAUAUUGUAUUCCCCACUGAAGAAAGAGAUUUCGCUGACCAUUCCACUCACUACCAUUGCUUAUUGUUUCCACCAAAUCCAUUUUGAUCAAGGUAAGCAUUUGGAAAAUUACUGUCAUUUGGUCCAAAUAGGCACAUUAUCAAAUAGCUGUUUCGUUUGCUUUUGGACCUUUUUCCUUUGUGGGGGGACACCGCAGGUUAGACUAAAAUCUUGUCAGAGCUGUGUAAGUGCACUUAGACAUUUUCAGAAUGUUUGUUUUUCGGCCACAGGUUGCCAUGAUUGUUUGAAGCAUUUUAUUUCCUUGUCUUCCUGUGUUGACGAUGCUAAAUAAAAACAGUAUUUAUAUAUCAGUGCAGUUGGAACUACAAUACGGUAUUGUACUACAAUAAUGCUACGGAGGAUGUACACAUGUAGACUUGACGACGUUCUCAGAUAAAGACAUAGAGUUCUUCUUGUGCCAACCUACAGUCAGUUGAUAGGUGAAAAACCCUGAUGAGCACUUUGUGUUGUCUUUUUCUGGCUUAGUCUCACACUGCACAGUUAAGUUUAUCCGGAACCUUCACAUGUGAACCUUCACAGUGUGCACUGACAGAUCUUUGCUACUUUGUGGUCUUCGGUUCAUCGGACCUACGUCACUGGCUGUGGUUACACCUGUCAUUUAACAACACAACAACCUGACAGGUGGUACAACUCGCAACAGCGUGUUAGGGCACAAUCCCAACGCACAAAGCUGCAAUCCAGGGUCAGACAAUCCUGAAGCUCAGACAAGUUGCUUCCUUUGCUGUUAGACCCACAGUGCAAAAUGCUAGCAGUGUAAAGAAAGUGAGAAAUUAAUCGAACUCAUUUGAAAACCCUUUUCAUCAACAGACAGGCCUUGUUAACUGUGUCCCCCUGCUUUGUUCUAAGCUAGGACCAACCUACGGACCUCCAUACUGAACGCACAGAUGACACUCGUGUCGUCUUCUGUGACUCCUGUGUGGACUCAUCACUGUGAUCAGAUUUAGGUUUGGAUCUGUCACAUUCAGUAAAAGUGAAAACAGGUGUAACCACUGUCGAUAAAAAAAAAAAAGGCAAAAAAAAAAGAAGUGCUAAGUAGUGCUUUCUGUUUAACAAGAAUUUGACUGUGAAAUCAUCCCCCUACAGAGCAGGCAGAUCUUUUGUAUUUUGUUUUUAGUUCUCUGAUCAGUGGAAUAGGCUGCACUUGUAAAGGACUUGAGGAAUGUCUGCAUGAUGUUCUUGCACACAGACUCGGUUCACUGGUUUAAGUGACUCUUUUUUUUUUUUUUUUAAACAACCUGGGUCUUGUUUUGUAGUUUUGGCCACAGUUCUUUUUAUUUCUUUUUAAUGCAGCAAUUUCAUAGUUUGACACAUUUAAUAGAGCGCAACAGGACAAGCAACGCAAGUUACCAGACACCCAGACGGGGUUUAAACCCUUCUGCAGUUUACCCAGAUUAUCUGAGCCACUUACUUGAAAGUAAAAGCAAAAAUCUGCACGCUGGAAAUAUUGGACAAGUUGUUACGGUGCAAGUACAAUGAAGAGUAUAAAAGAGAGGUGAGUACCUUUGGCAAUGUCAAUAACUGUCAAAUGAUUCAAAAUUGUAUUACCUUACAGUAACUGUAGUUCAACAGUUGGGUGUUUGCUCUUAUGUGGAAUGAAGAAGAAACCGUUUAGAUCUUCUGUGUUCAAAAUACAGGCUCCAGAGUAGAAACUCAACAAGAGUCUGUGCAACUUUAACUAAGACUUAAAUCUUUUAUUGUUUCAGCCCUUUGUUGCACUACCUUUUAAAGUUUGUUCUUCUUUGGAAACUCUUGUGUGAUUUUUGCAGUGCGUUUUAGAUUGUUCCUCCUCUGCCAAGCUCCUGCAGACUGGAAGUCAUCUUGUCAGCCAGUAUUUUUGUACAUUCAUGGUGCCAUUUAUGAAUGUCAUCUACCUUUUGCACUCAUGCAGCUCCAUAUUAUCACACUCCCACCUCCGUGCUUCACUGUCAGGACCAUGCAUUCGCUGUGGUCGUCCUCAGCUGGACAAAUUAUUCUUAUCCAGUAAUUAUCAAACUUCUUUCUUGUCUUUUAACGAAGUCUGAUUUCUCAGACGUUAUCCAUUGAGGUUGACAUUAUGCAAUGUCCUUCACACUGUCAUAGAGUUUCCAUUGGGCCCAGUGUGAGCUAGAUUGUGCAAGUAGCGCACUGUUGUUGCCGCCAUCCUUUCAGGAGGACGACCACUGCAGUCCUGAUUAGCGGUACAAUGGCUCGCUUUGUACCUGAUGUGAUAGUUGGUCACUGAUUUUCAUGUGUAACUUUUACAUAUUUGUCAAGUCUCUCAAACCUAUUUCUCUGUUCCUGUGGCACUUCUUUUCUAUGUGGAGCCAUGAUGCAGACAGUCAAAAGGUGCAAAACUGAGAAAGUUCUGGAGGCCAUUUUACAACCAUGUUCAUGCAAUUUGGCAAAUUGGAAAUGACAGGUGUUCUCAGUGUUGUAAUUACAGGUGUGUUCACUGUUGUUGCAUUGACAUUCUACUGUGGAGCCUGUAGUUUCGGUAUGUUCUUUGUAGCAUUUGUUCUUGGCUGUUCAUAAGAGGAAAUACUCAACUGUUUAACUUAGAAAUAAUUAUUGAAAGCUGAUUCAAUGUUUAAUCAUUUAAAGUGAUAUUGCACACUUGCUUCUGAACUCACUUCUGUUUUGUACUUGACUUGCUGCUCACACUGACAAAAGUCAAGGAGGACUUGCUGGUCAUUGCGAUGGAUGAAACGAUGACCAUCAAGUCGGAUUUCAAGGGUCAACUUUUGUACUGAAUGGAAGCAUCUUGAGGAAAACUAUAUAUAUAACCAAAAAAAAAGCUUAUACGUAGCUAUUAAAAUUUGCCAACUUACUGGUCCUUAAACUCUUUCACUUCAAGUAUGUGGUUAAGAUCAUUUGGGUAAAUUGCAGACAAAAAUCCUCACACCGAUGUAAAUCUGUUAGUUUCCCUCAUCUUUAGACUCGGUAUGAAUUGCUGUAGCAUUUAUGUCAACUACAUCUCUGAGCUCCUAAAUGAAGCCGGCUCAGGUAUCGUCACGUGGCGUACACAUGCUACUUCAGUCUUUGUUUAAAGACAGCAUCAAGUGUGAGCGUUCUGCUUGACCUUAGUCCAGCUGGUUUUCUUCAAGAGAAAGCGUGAACACAGACCGAUCAUGAAGGACGUUCACAUCUGAUGCCUCUUUGGUCUCGUGAUAAUACCUGAGCCGGCGACAAGUCUGCUGAUGUCUGUUCACGGCAGAUGUGUAUGUUUUUAAUGUGCACUUAAGAGGCGGUUGUUGGUAGGAGGUUGAAUCUGUGGCUUCUCACUCAGACCUUUGAGGUUCCUGCUGCACUAGCGAUGUAUCUGCAAGAGGACUGUCUGAUUGGUUGAAAUGCUGCUGAAGGGGCCCGCAACAUGCCACUAAACCACGGUGCUCAGAUCACCGCAGUACACAACAACCCUGAGCCAGUCUUUCUGUUCAGUUCUCUUAUAUUUUUUUUCUCAUCUUCAUGGUUUCAGCCAGACCUGGGCCAAAUGAUGUUGGAGUACCUUUCACUUGUUUUUUUUAAGCCUUCAUUGGAGUCACUUUGGACAGUACAAGGAGUGCCUAAAAAUGUGGACAAACAAUGGACUGUGUUGGAGAGUCACAACAGAAUAUUUGUGCGAUUAAGAAGCUGGCGGGAAUUGUUACUCUGCAGUAAACCUGUGGAGGUUUAAAACUAAAGGUUAAGAAUUACUUGCAACGGUUAUUGAGCCCAGGUCUGGUUCCAGCUGUUCAACAUUACUUGUACCUCUGUUUUGUAAUGCUGAAGAUGCUGCUCGCCUGGACAUGUGAAAGGGCUCUUAGAGCCUAGUGAAGGUAAAAGGUGAAGGGUCAACCUGAUCUUGGAAAGGGAAGCAGUUUUCAUCAAUUGGUUUGAUGCAACAGUUAAAUUCUACAAGAUACAAACUGAUGAAAGGCUAAAAGUAUUCAGUGUUGUGAAAACAUGCUAAAUAAAGAUGACUGCUUUUUUCCAACUUG
This is a messenger RNA of Stegastes partitus (bicolor damselfish), 7465 nucleotides long. RefSeq names its product ubiquitin-protein ligase E3A. The transcript is spliced from 11 exons. NCBI's taxonomy places the organism in Eukaryota, Metazoa, Chordata, Actinopteri, Pomacentridae. The record is from RefSeq and is a predicted model, not a curated record. Bases 219 to 2909 code for a protein of 896 amino acids. Gene Ontology annotation, molecular function: ubiquitin protein ligase activity. Gene Ontology annotation, biological process: protein polyubiquitination; ubiquitin-dependent protein catabolic process.